Glycine soja is the source of this 2096-nucleotide messenger RNA. Its product is annotated as protein SHI RELATED SEQUENCE 5-like. Gene Ontology annotation, cellular component: nucleus. The record is from RefSeq and is a predicted model, not a curated record. Bases 832 to 1737 code for a protein of 301 amino acids. NCBI's taxonomy places the organism in Eukaryota, Viridiplantae, Streptophyta, Magnoliopsida, Fabales, Fabaceae. Gene Ontology annotation, biological process: positive regulation of DNA-templated transcription. Gene Ontology annotation, molecular function: DNA binding; DNA-binding transcription factor activity. The transcript has 2 exons.
GAGAUUUAUUGAAACUGAAAGAGAGCUGUAGAGAAAUGCUGAGUGAUAGAUUUUCAUGUUCCCCCACGCACACAUGACACACCACCCUCUCUCUCUCUCUCUCUCCCUCACCCUCAUCACAUAAUAACAGUAAGUACCACACUCUCAGUUAGGCAUAGCAAGUAGUAGCAACGCACCAUGGCAACAAAGCCAGCUUGAAUUCCUCUUAUUGUGUAGCGUAGGAUACAGUACACUCUAAAGUAAGGUCUAAGAAGCAAAGAGGUAGAGAGAGAGAGUCUGUGUUGGAUUGAUGAGACCGUAAUUCAUAAAUGAGACUUAUACAGUAGAGUAGAUGGGUGUAGUUACCAUGGCGGCGUAGCAGAGGCUCUAAUUCCGUGCCAUAAUUGCUUCCAAGACAAUUCAGCCUUCACCAACUCCACAGCCUCUCUUCUUUUUACUCAUUUUAUAGUAACUCUUGUUCCUUUUUUAUAAAACAAUUUACCUUUUCUUUUCUUUUCUUUUUUUGUUGAGAAACAGUUUCCCCCAAAAGCUGCAAAAAACCCAACCCGCCCUGAGAAGAUCAUAUUAUAUUUGAGACACCCCCCACAACACAUCCACAUAGUAAGCGUGAACAAGACAAAAAAAAAAAAAAAAAAGACUCUUGGGUCAAAAUUACUAGUAAUAAGCAAAUUAACCUAGCAAGUAGUAUGUUUUGUUUAUUUAUUUAACCCGAUAAUUUACAGCCGUAGCCUCGAUCUUUAGGAAAAGAUUUGAAGAUUCGCGAAGGUUCUGUUCUGCUAUGGAUGUUGUGUCUGAAUUGGGGAAAAUCGUUUCAGCUUGGGGGUGCAACAGAUGGCUGGUUUCUUCUCUCUAGGCGGAUCACAAAACAAGGAAGAAGAGGAAGUAGAAAAAGGAGGAGACAAGAAUAACCUAUUAUUGUUGAGGAACGAGGAGAUCUACAACAGCAAGGGUGGGUUCGAGAUAUGGCCACAGUCGUCGUCCUCAUAUCAUCAGCAUCAGAAUCAGGCAUACCAAAACUACUUUGCAUUUGGAGUGGGUCCUAGUCGCAGGAACAGAUCGGAAGAUGUUUCAUUGUGCGUGUCUGAUCAUGAGUCUACGAGAUUUGGAUUAACUGUUAUGAGGUCUGGAGUAAGCAGCAGCAUGAGCAUGAACUGUCAGGACUGUGGGAACCAAGCCAAGAAAGACUGUUCCCAUCUCAGAUGCAGAACUUGCUGUAAGAGCCGAGGGUUUCAGUGCCAAACCCACGUCAAGAGCACUUGGGUUCCCGCAGCCAAGCGCCGCGAACGACACCAACAACUCGCUGCGUUGCAGCAACAACAUCAACAUCCUAAACGACAUCACAGAGACACUACUACUACUCAACUUGCCUCCGCUCCACAACCCAUCAUAGGGUUAGAGCUGGGACAAUUCCCACCUGAAGUGAGCACUUCGGCGGUGUUUCGGUGUGUGAGAGUGAGCGCAGUGGACGCUUCAGAUGAACAGUGUGCGUAUCAAACCUCUGUCAACAUCGGAGGACAUGUUUUCAAGGGAUUUCUCUACGAUCAAGGUCCUGAAAGUUCUUACACUACUAGUGCAGCAGCUGAGGGUUCAUCCGGUGGCGAACCUCAACCACUUGGUUUAAUAACUGGAGCCACCACAGCCACAAGUGGGAACAACCCAUUUGACCCUUCACUUUACCCAGCUCCUUUGAAUGCUUUCAUGGCUGGUACGCAAUUCUUCCAACACCCAAGGUCCUAGAGACGUGUCUUUCUAUCUAUGCGGACAAUAAUUGAAGAAACCGAGUCUUUUUUUCCUUUUUCUUAUUUUUUUUGUCGUUAAUUCAGUCUUGUUAGAAUUAUUGAUGAUUAUGGUUGUUCCUCGGUAUAUCCAUUGAUCCUAACGCAAGCUGAAGUAGCUAGCUAGCUAGAAGGAAAAGCAGUUAAGAAUUUGAAAGAAAAAGAAAAUGAUUAUGGCAAUGAUUCUAGUGCAUGAAAUUAAAGGGGCCGGGGAUACUUGUUUUGUGUUAUCCGAAUGUCAAUUCAGAUUUUCAUCGUUAUUUUGAUUUAUUGGUAAACUCUGUCACUUUUCAAUUCUAGAGCACAUAUGAUACGUUUUCA